AUGUCGAAACAUACAAACUAUACCCCGACCCAUCCUGAACUCUUCGCUGUAGAGUUCAAGCCUGGAGAGUAUUCUUCGUCGCUCGUCGCACGAAAAGACUUUGCAGAAGGCGAGCGAAUCGCUCGUCUUGAGGGCCUCACCAAAGGUCCUAAAGCCUACUCAUCCGUCCAGUGUGGCCCAAACGUAGAUGAUCACAUCGAGCUCAACUCUGAUCUUCUCUACGUCAACCAUUCGUGUGAGCCGAACGUGGCGUUCGAUCUCUCUGCCUUGAACUAUAAGGAGUGGCACGUCCGCGCUUUGCGAGACAUCCAUAAAGGCGACACACUGACGUUCUUUUACCCGAGUACGGAGUGGAAUAUGGAACAGCCGUUUGACUGUCUCUGCGGUUCCUCGACAUGUCUAAGAACUAUAAAAGGUGCAGCGUAUCUCACCUCGGAACAGCUUCUCGCACGGGGACACGUGAGUCCGUGGAUCAUGGCCGGCGUUGCGGCGAGGGACACCAAGAGUUCGUAG
This is a messenger RNA of Stereum hirsutum FP-91666 SS1, 513 nucleotides long. RefSeq lists its product as uncharacterized. The record is from RefSeq and is a predicted model, not a curated record. The coding region runs from base 1 to 513 and encodes 170 amino acids. Gene Ontology annotation, molecular function: protein binding. The transcript has 5 exons. Lineage: Eukaryota; Fungi; Basidiomycota; Agaricomycetes; Russulales; Stereaceae.